Molecule: messenger RNA, 3769 nt
Organism: Manihot esculenta (cassava)
Lineage: Eukaryota; Viridiplantae; Streptophyta; Magnoliopsida; Malpighiales; Euphorbiaceae
Product: guanylate-binding protein 3
Exons: 14
Coding region: 304-3504 (1066 amino acids)
Molecular function (GO): GTPase activity; GTP binding
Source: RefSeq, a predicted model, not a curated record
UCCGAAAAAACAUCUGAGAGAAGGAAGGAACUCUUAGAAAAAAAAAAAAAAACUCAAAAUAAUUCCAAUUUUCGGGACACUUUAUAAAAUAACAUGACACUGUCCAGCAAACAAAAUGCGGCAAAUGCUUCUCUUCUCCUCUUUCCCUCUUCAAUUUUAAACCCGACUGAGCAAGGAAACCGAAGAAACAGGGCAGAGGAAAUCAGAGAGUGUAAAACAAAAGGCUGAACAGAUCUCAGAAUCGCCGCCGCAUUCAUUACCGCUGAUAGCACCAGUACCAGCACCGCCACAUCUAGCAACAGGAUGUUCAAAAUCUUUAACAAAGGGAGAGAAACUGCCAGUGCGUCCUCACCUCAGUCCUCGCCCUCUCCGUCCUCGUUGAUUUCCUCGUCUUCUGUGACUGGACCUCCCAGGCCUAUCAAUCUGGUGUACCGCGAUAAGGAUGGGAAGUUCCGGAUGGAUCCAGAAGCAGUUGCAACGCUUCAGCUGGUUAAGGAACCAAUCGGUGUCGUUUCGGUUUGUGGUCGCGCUCGCCAGGGAAAGAGCUUCAUUUUGAAUCAGCUUCUUGGGAGAAGUAGUGGUUUUCAUGUAGCACCAACUCAUCGACCUUGUACAAAAGGACUUUGGUUGUGGAGUGCACCCAUAAAGAGAACAGCUCUUGAUGGAACUGAGUACAAUCUUUUACUACUAGACUCCGAAGGAAUAGAUGCUUAUGAUCAAACAGGGACUUACAGUACUCAGAUAUUCUCUUUAGCGGUUCUCUUAUCUAGCAUGUUCGUUUACAAUCAGAUGGGUGGCAUAGAUGAAGCUGCCCUUGAUCGUCUCUCUCUUGUCACUGAAAUGACAAAGCAUAUUCGAGUGAGAGCUUCAGGAGGAAAGAGUAAAGCUUCUGAACUAGGACAAUUCUCCCCUAUAUUUGUUUGGCUUCUAAGGGACUUCUACUUGGAUUUAGUAGAGGAUGACAGGAAAAUUACACCCCGUGACUAUCUAGAGCUUGCCUUAAGGCCAGUUCAAGGUAGUGGAAGAGAUAUAGCUGCCAAAAAUGAGAUUCGGGAUUCCAUUCGAGCCCUCUUUCCAGAUAGAGAAUGCUUCACCCUUGUGAGGCCUUUGAACAAUGAAAAUGAUCUCCAAAGGCUUGAUCAAAUAUCGUUGGACAAAUUAAGGCCAGAGUUCAGAUCUGGACUUGACGCAUUGACAAAGUUUGUUUUCGAGAGAACAAGGCCCAAGCAAGUUGGGGCCACUAUAAUGACAGGUCCAAUUCUUAUUGGUAUCACAGAAUCUUAUUUGGAGGCUCUGAAUAAUGGUGCAGUGCCCACGAUAUCCUCUUCAUGGCAGAGUGUUGAAGAAGCUGAGUGUCGAAAAGCACAUGAUACUGCCACUGAAGUUUAUACGUCUACAUUUGACCAUUCCAAGCCACCUGAGGAAGUUGCUUUGAGGGAAGCACAUGAUGAAGCAGUUCAAAAAGCAAUGGCUGCAUUUAAUGCUAAUGCUGUGGGGAUUGGUUCAGCGAGGAUAAAAUAUGAAGGGCUUCUCCAAAAAUUCUUUAAAAAGAAGUUUGAGGAGUAUAAGAAGAAUGCAUUUAUAGAGGCAGAUUUGCGAUGCUCUAAUGCUAUACAAAACAUGGAAAAAAGGCUCAGAGUAGCUUGUCAUGCUUCCGAUGCAAAUGUGGAUAAAGUUGUAAAGGUUCUUGACAGCUUUCUGUCUGAGUAUGAUACAUCAUGUCAUGGCCCAGGAAAAUGGCAGAAAUUGGUCAUUUUCCUACAACAAAGUUUGGAAGGUCCAAUCCGUGACCUUGCCAAGAGGCUUAAUGAUCAAAUUACAUCGGAGAAGACUUCCCUCUCAUUAAAAUGUCGCUCAAUUGAGGAUAAGAUGGAAAUGCUUAACAAGCAAUUGGAAGCCAGUGAGAAACAUAGGUCUGAAUAUAUGAAACGAUAUGACGAAGCUAUCAGUGAGAAGAAGAAGUUAUCCGAUGACUUCAUGAAGCGCAUAUCUGAUCUUCAGAGUAGUCGCAGUUCACUGGAUGAGAGGUGUUCUAGCUUAUUGAAAACACUGGAAUCUUCCAAGCAAGAAGCAUUAGACUGGAAAAGAAAACACGACCAAAUGUUAUCAAAGCAGAAAGCUGAUGAAGAUCAGAUCAAUUCAGAAAUUGGAAUUCUCAAGUCUCGAACUAGUGCUGCAGAAGCGAGGCUCGCUGCUGCUCACGAGCAUACCAGGUCAGCUCAAGAAGAGGCAGCAGAGUGGAAAAGGAAGUAUGACAUUACUGUAAGAGAAACUAAAGCUGCUCUUGAGAAGGCAGCAGUUGUGCAAGAAAGAACAAGUAAAGAAACACAAUUGAGGGAAGAUGCUUUGCGAGAGGAAUUUUCUAGCCGAUUAACAGAAAAGGAAGAGGAAAUAAAGGAAAAAAAUGGAAAGAUAGAGAAGGUUGAGCAGUAUUUGACAACUUUAAACUUGGAGUUAAAGGAUGCCAAGUCAAAAAUUAAGAGUUAUGAUUCUGAAAUAUCAUCCCUGAAGCUUGAAAUCAAAGAGUUAGCGGAGAAAUUAGAGUCUGUGAAUUACAGGGCACAAUCUUAUGAAAGAGAAGCUAGGAUACUGGAGCAAGAGAAGAACCAUUUGGAGCAGAAGUACAAAUCUGAGUUUGAGAGGUUUGCAGAAGUCCAGGAAAGGUGUACCCUUGCUGAAAAAGAAUCUAAGAGGGCUACUGAUUUGGCUGAUAAAGCACGUGCUGAUGCAGCAUCUGCUCAAAAGGAAAAGAGUGAGCUUCAGAAAUUGGCAAUGGAAAGAUUAGCCCAAAUUGAGAGGGCUCGGAGGCAGAUAGAAAGUUUGGAAAGAGCGAGAACUGAUUUAGCCGAUGCACUUGAUAGAACACGUAUAUCUGAGAUGGAUGCUCUCUCGAAAGUUGCACUUUUAGAGGCAAGAGUUGAGGAAAGGGAGAAAGAAAUCGAGUCACUACUAAAAUCAAAUAACGAGCAGAGAGCUAGUACUGUUAAAGGCAUUAAGGAUCUUCUGGAUGAUGAGCGAAAAGCUCAUAGUGCUGCCAACAAACGAGCAGAAGAACUUUCUCUGCAGUUGGAAGCAGCACGGGCAAAGCUCGAUUCGCUCCAACAGGAGUUGACAUCAGUUCGUUUGAACGAGUCAGCAUUGGACAGUAAGCUAAAGGCUGCAUCCCAUGGCAAACGCAUUAGAACUGAUGAUAUCGAGAUGGGCGUCGCAUCUGUUCAAGACAUGGGCACAAAUGACAGGAAUCCAAGACCGAGUAAGAAGUCCAGGAGCACAACCAGCCCUUUAAAGCACACACAGCCGGAAGAUGGUGGUUCAGUGUUCAAGGGUGAUGAUGAUAACCAUAGUCAGCAAUCUGAUCAUGAAGAUUAUACAAAGUUCACAGUACAGAAACUGAAGCAGGAACUCACAAGGCAUAAUUUUGGUGCCGAGCUCCUCCAGUUAAGGAAUCCAAAUAAAAAAGACAUCCUUGCUUUAUACGAAAAAUGUGUUCUCCAGAAGUCGUAAGAGUUCUAAAAUUGAAUUGUAUAGGAGGGUACUUGUAAUCUACUGGGAGUUUUAGUUAAUAGAUCAGUGUGAGCUUAGAGGUAGUGUAAGUUCUUGGGAGAUGAUUUUGAUAUUAAGGAGUAAUUGUUUAUUUCUUGUUUAGAACAGCGUUUGAGGGGAGAUGGCUUUGUUUGAUUUCUUUAAUUUCCGCUUUUCUAGAUCACCCGUGAGAAUAUUGAUAUUUCAUGGUAUUUGCCCACGGCAUAAUUAUUAUAUUUUCUGACUA